This is a messenger RNA of Fusarium venenatum, 759 nucleotides long. RefSeq lists its product as uncharacterized. Lineage: Eukaryota; Fungi; Ascomycota; Sordariomycetes; Hypocreales; Nectriaceae. Gene Ontology annotation, molecular function: rRNA primary transcript binding. Gene Ontology annotation, cellular component: ribonuclease MRP complex. The record is from RefSeq and is a predicted model, not a curated record. Gene Ontology annotation, biological process: maturation of 5.8S rRNA from tricistronic rRNA transcript (SSU-rRNA, 5.8S rRNA, LSU-rRNA); nuclear-transcribed mRNA catabolic process, RNase MRP-dependent.
AUGACAACUCCCCCCGAUACCGCUCUCUUGACCUCCACAAGCGAAUCUCUCGCUUCUCUCCUCCCCAUCCUCGACGGCUUCGCCCACCGUCACAAGAACCAACAUUCUUCCACGCACUGGUGGUCUUCCUUUUCUCUUUUGCGCCGCGCCAUCCGCAACCUUGGUCAAGAUCUCGUCGUCGUCUCGCGCCCAAAGAAGAAGACCAAGCCUAGCAGCAACAAUGCGAAACCCGACAGCCACCCUGCACUCGUCCGCGCAAAAUGGAUGAUGCGCCAUCUUGUCCCUGAUGCUUUUAUUACUUUCUCCCAACUAGCAGCCGAUAAUCAACAUGCGCCUCUGGGCCUCCUCCUCCUCUCAGUCCUCGCUCGCACCAACACUUUAUUAUCUCACCUCGUUCCAUCCGAGCACAACAACGAAUCGUCAUCAACAGAUGCUAUAGAUGUAACAAGCUCAGCAUCAGACAUUCCCGGUCCGAUCAAAUCGACAGUGCAGUCAAUAGCAGCCGAGGCACCCAGUGCUGAAACGGAUAUGGGCGUGGCCAUUUCACGCGAGGAGCUUCUUUUAUUACAAAAGAAAACGGCCAAAUCAAUACCGAAAUCAGACGUGCCCUCUAAAGAUGUCAAGUUGAAGGAAUGCAAACCAAAGAUAGUACAUACAGAGGCGCCGAAGCGCUCAUCGAAAGAUGACACUAAAGACAAACCAAAAAAGAAAAAGAAGAAAGGCGGCGACGCACUUUCAAGUCUUUUUGGCUCGUUAUAA